AUGGAGUACAAUGACUGUUAUAUGGGCACAACUGCUCGUAGAGAAACGCAUAAGUCGGGAAUAUUUAUCGCCCUUAUGUGCCUGGCAGCCCUAGCUGGAUGCAUAGCGCAGACAGUCUCCAUUUUCGUAUACGACUGGUGGAAAAUUAGUAAAAUUACAUACAACUACCAAUACAAAGGCAUGGAUAGGCAACAUCUUGUGGGCCCUACAGAAUAUGGACUGGAAACUGUCAGUUACGACAACGGAAGAGUGUUAGUCAAUUGGAAACAAAGAAUCGAACGAACAAAGACAAAGGGAUAUAAUGCAAUUCAGUACAAUUCGAAUGAUUUAAAUGAUAUUGAAGUAUUUGCCUCUAAUUGCCCACCAUCUUGCCAAGAGGCAAUCGCUACUCGCAUAACAGGCUACGAGACUAUCAAGUCUAUGAAUGACAUAAUAAAGAUUGUGACAAUCAUUUGUUCUGUGGUAGUGAUACUUAGCAUUGUAUGGUCCGUUUUUUUUGGCAGACAUUUAGCCAUAUGCUGCGUUUGGUUUGCAGCUGCUACAGGAAGUACAGCUACUUCGUAUACGUGGCAUUAUAAUACGUAUGAAAGUUGGAAUGCAAUCAUUUCUAGCCAACAAUUACCGAAGCCAGUGUUAGGUAACGGCCUUUAUCUGAAUCUUUUAGGAGCCGGCCUUUACGUACUUGCAGGAAUCGGGUUUUUAAUAACAAUGGCCAUAAGCCGAUAUAUUUACCACGGCCAUAUUAAAAAAUUACUCAAAGCACAAUACUCUGAGCUGCAAAAUAACGAUAUUUCGACUCAAUUCAAUUGUAAGUACUCAUUUGCACAAGCCAAUCCACAAAUUGGGAAUGGUAUUGUAGCCCCUAUGAUGAAUGUUUGGAGUUCUCAAAACAAUGCAGUCCCUUUUAGCCAGCCUGGUUUGCAUCCUAACAGUAAUGGAUUUUGGAAUGGACCCCAGGGCAACUUUAUCCCGCCAGGCAUUUAG
Babesia microti strain RI is the source of this 984-nucleotide messenger RNA. RefSeq names its product conserved Plasmodium protein, unknown function. The transcript is spliced from 3 exons. NCBI's taxonomy places the organism in Eukaryota, Apicomplexa, Aconoidasida, Piroplasmida, Babesiidae. The record is from RefSeq and is a predicted model, not a curated record. Bases 1 to 984 code for a protein of 327 amino acids.